ACAUAUCGCUCAAGAUGAUGAAACUGGUUGUCUUCACCGCCGUGGUAGCCGUAGCCUAUGGAGCUUACAAUGGCGACCCAAAACAAGCGCAAAUUCUCCGCCUCGAGUCCGACGUCUCUCCUGAUGGCGCCUACCAAUACGGCUACGAUACCGAGAACGGAAUUUCGGCCCAAGAAAGUGGCGUAGGGGCACAGAAUGCCCAAGGAGGCUUCCAGUACCAGUCCCCUGAAGGAGAGAACGUCCAGCUUCAGUACGUCGCGGACGAGAACGGCUUCGCAGCCCAAGGCAGCCACGUGCCUACACCACCCCCAACACCUGCCGCUAUCCUCAGGGCGUUGGAGUGGAUUGCAGCUCACCCCUCCCGGGAAGAUGCCACCCCAACCGCAAGAAGGUUCUAAUAACCGAUAGAUGUCGGGUGCCGAUUGAGUUUUAUGUUUAAUUUAUGUGUAUGUUAUGAGUAAUAAAGAGAAUUAUAAUUUUA
This is a messenger RNA of Anoplophora glabripennis (Asian longhorned beetle), 481 nucleotides long. RefSeq names its product endocuticle structural glycoprotein SgAbd-2-like. The transcript has 3 exons. Gene Ontology annotation, cellular component: chitin-based extracellular matrix. Lineage: Eukaryota; Metazoa; Arthropoda; Insecta; Coleoptera; Cerambycidae. The record is from RefSeq and is a predicted model, not a curated record. Bases 15 to 398 code for a protein of 127 amino acids. Gene Ontology annotation, molecular function: structural constituent of chitin-based larval cuticle.